Tachyglossus aculeatus (Australian echidna) is the source of this 4001-nucleotide messenger RNA. It is a transcript of the gene MFAP3, whose product is annotated as microfibril associated protein 3. The record is from RefSeq and is a predicted model, not a curated record. NCBI's taxonomy places the organism in Eukaryota, Metazoa, Chordata, Mammalia, Monotremata, Tachyglossidae. The coding region runs from base 374 to 1534 and encodes 386 amino acids. The transcript is spliced from 5 exons.
GCGCUUAGUACAGUGCCCUGCCCACAGUAAGCGCUCAAUAAAUACGACUGAACGAGAGAGAGAGAGAGCAGUUCCGGGUGAGGGAGCAUCCGCGAUCCAGAGGCAGCUCCUUGUUGCGCGAGAAACAUCUACCAACUAUUGUGUUGCACGCUCCCAAAUGCUUAGUCCAGUAUUCUUCGUAUAUCGGCAGAAGCAGCAAACAACUGGGGUGAAAACUGAGUGACAGCUGGAGAUUACAAUUCUUUUCAAGCCGAUCAGUUGCUGAUUUUCCCUGCUGAUUUUGAAGAUUUGAAAAAGGGAAUUUGGCCGGAUAGUCUUCUGGAAAACUAAUGUCAUUCAAUAAAUCUACAACUGUGAACUCAUUGCCCAUUCUAUGGUUUUGCAAUCGGCUUUCAAGAUUUGCCAUAAAUUACAUGAAAAAGGAAUUCCACCCAGCUUUUCCCAGUUUCCCAUGAAGCCAACCUAUUGCUUUUUCACUUUGAUAGUGAAUGCUGUUUUCUCAGUUGCCUUUGCCGUGGGAAAUGAAGUCCAUAACAGGACAGACGACCUGGAGACACCAUACCAUUCUCCCAACAAAUCAUUGUUUGUGGGCCUCGAGGUCUCAGCAAGUUCUCAGUCCAGAGACGUUAUCGUAGCCAAAGAAGGCGCUAGUGCUGUCAUGGAAUGUCUUCUCCCGGUCGACCAAUAUAAAGACAUUCAGUGGUACAAUUCAAAAGGACAGCAUCUCGAUCAGGAAGGAGAUGGAGGAAAAUGGCUGAUCUCCAAUAACACCCUGAACAUCACCGGCAUUACCUUUGAUGACCGUGGGCUCUACACGUGUUUAGUCACUACUCCGACUCACGCCUCUUACUCCGUCACCCUCCGAGUGGUCUUCACCUCAGGAGACAUGAGCAUCUACUAUAUGAUUGUCUGCCUGAUUGCCUUCACCAUCACCCUCAUCUUGAAUAUUACCCGACUGUGCAUGAUGAGCAGUCACCUCCGCAAAACAGAGAAGGCCAUCAACGAGUUCUUCAGGACAGAAGGUGCCGAGAAGCUCCAGAAGGCCUUUGAGAUCGCCAAACGCAUUCCCAUCAUCACAUCAGCCAAAACCCUGGAGUUGGCCAAAGUAACCCAAUUCAAGACGAUGGAGUUUGCCCGGUACAUCGAAGAGCUAGCAAGAAGUGUUCCUCUCCCUCCCCUGAUCCUCAACUGCAGGGCGUUUGUCGAAGAGAUGUUUGAGGCCGUGCGCGUGGAUGAUCCUGACCGGAUGGGAGAGAGAAUUAAAGAAAGACCCGCCCUCGGGGCCCAGAACGGUAUCUAUGUCAUCAAUCCAGAGAUUGGGCGAAGUAAUUCACCCGGAGGAGAUUCAGAUGAUGGUUCCCUGAAUGAACAUGGCCAAGAGAUAGCCGUUCAGGUCUCCAUCCACCUUCAGUCAGAAACUCAGAGCAUCGACACAGAUUCCCAGGAUAGCUCCCUCCUCGGUCCUUCCGAAGAUCUGGAAUCUCCUGAACUCUGUUCGGUCAGCAGAGAUGGGGCAAAUGAAAUUUGUGUCUGAUCCAUUCUGUCUCUAGGUAAACUCUUCUCAGAUAAUUCAGCGGUCCUUAGCAGAAAAUAAAAUCUGCAGAGCCAAAACACUGAUUUUUUUUUUCCCUCUUGGUAGAAAAGGACAUAAAUUGCUAGAAUUACCAGGGCGAGGGGCAGUUUUUUCUUAUUCUAAUGUUCUUAGUUCUGUUCAAGUUGUGUCUACUUUAUUCAGUGGAAAUCUUGAGCACAUUCCAACAAAGGAUCAAACCUCAAACAGUGGCUCUUUUGGUCCCUGAAGGGAAGGGGCAUAAAUUAAGACUUUGUCCUGGGAUUUAGCCUCUCCCCCCGCACCACCCCAUGCCCAUUACCUUGUAGCCCAGAGGUGUGGGGGCCUUUUUUCAGGUAUUUUGUCAGGUGGGUAGCUCAACUUUGUGCAGGCCUUUCUGAGCCUGUCCUGUAUUGUUGGCCUUUAUAGUCUUCUAAAAACAUAAUGGGCCUAGUUCUCUAUAAAAGAAUUCCUUAAUAUAAGAAAACUCCCCACUCUGGGAUGUGGUCAAGACCUUUAGUUCCCAUCUGUUCCAUUUAGUUCAUUGAAGUAAUGAUUUAGUAAAUGGUACCUGUAAAUUGGUAUUAUUUUCCUAGGGAAUGGUUUUUACAGUAUCUCUAGAAUAAGAAGCAACGCUGUUACAUUAUUAAGUAUCAAAUCAGAUUGUUGAUCAGAUAAAUUACCUGGGCUUCCAUUGGUUUCAAGUUUGGGAAAACACACCGCUAUAAACCAUGCUGUUUGGAAAUGGAUGUGGUGUGUGUUAUAUGUAUGUGAUCUCAUACCAGUUUUAACUCCAAAGGAAACCUACAGCUUUCAGUAAUUUAAAUGUGGUGCUGAAGUCAGUGCCUGCUUACUCUGUUUUUGCCUUUGGAAGCAAGAGAGUAAACCAGGGCUGCAUGGGAUCCAGGGAGGAGGUCGCGGGAGAGGCGGCAGGGCGGCCUUCAGAAAAUCCAAAUGUUUGGUCAAUGUGUGUGGCAGAAGAGUGGGAAGGCUUAAAUGAAAAGAAAUAAUGGCAGUCAUUACUGGGUAAAAAUAAUAUACAAGUCUGACUCAGGGUUGUCUCAAAAGAAGGAAGAAAAAGCUUGAUUUUUGUAAUUUGGUCCUGAAGGCUGCAUUGUUUGAGUGAAUGGUUCAGAAAGCAUUUCCUCUCCAGUUGACAUCUAGGUAAAUCCCAUAGACACUCUAAAGAUUAUUUUCUUUCAGGUACAGGAAGUAUAGUGUCAUAUAACUAUAGCAACUUGGCAACAGGCACACUUUUUAGGACUUCACAAUCCUGUUGUUCGACUUCUUAUUGAGACAGAGCCUGAAGUAGUAAAUGCUAGUAUGUUCAAAAGAAGACUUCAACCAGAUUUAAUAUAAAGGUUCGGCUGGUGGGGGGAGGGAAUGCAAAAGAUUACCAGAUAAAGUUUGAUGGAUUCUUAUGUCCUGGAUUAUCUGUAUUAGUACGUCCAUCCUCAGAGGUACAGAUGAAUUGGGCUGUUCCUGUAUCCGAUGGCAUUAAAGGUAAAAUAGAUGGGGGCAGUCAGGGACAGUCACUCCGAUUUGUUUCUAUGGAAACCUGAACUAAACAAAAGCUAGGGAAGAAUAGCCAAAGGUAGCUUUUGGUUGACAGGCCAUGAGGAAAGGUUUUAAAAUUCCAAGAUUCUAGUACACCUUUGCUGCUUUGGGGUCACUUCCUUUUAGAAGAGAAAGAUUCUUUUGUUUUCUGGACCCCAGCAUCCCCUCUUCCCUCUCCAGAGAUUGGCUUAAGUCAGGAUAAACUGCUAUUAUAUCAUUUCAAAAUGCACAGUUUGAAAACACUGCCUGAAGUUGUUUUAAUGUAAGCAUUUUAAGAGUUGGGGAAGCGUUUAAAUAGGGAAGGGCAGAAGGUUAAUAUAGCCCAAGGGAAUUUGAAGUUUCACUUUGAAUAUUAAGACUUUUUUUCUAUGUUGUACAGUCAAAUAUGCUAAAAUGAGAUCGUCCAUACUAAAGUAUGUACUGGACAGCCACAUGUUGAGGAGUAUAAGGAUGACAGUAUUUUGAAGGACAGAAGAUUGAUUUAUUGGUGAGUAGUUGAGUGGUGAUGCUGUUAGUAACCUAUAGAAACAGAUGACUAUUUAGCCAGAGUUGGUAUUACUCCAUAGGACCGUUUUCAGGAAGAAACUCUCCUUGUUAAUAUUUUUGGUAUCUAUGUAAAUAUUGGUUAACAUUAGCCCUACUUGAACUUUGGGAACCUUUCUAAUCUCCUAAAGUUAAACUGUAGUUUUCAGACAAUCACUGUGUCUGCUGAGCUUUAUACUCUUGUCUAAUUUUUUUUUAGUGACUAUAAAAUGCUACAUGUUACCAACAUAAUAUCUUUCAAAGUAUUUGUCAUGGUUUUUGUACUUUCUGUAUUGCAUUUUGACUUUUAUGGUUGGAAGACUGCACACGUGAAAUCACCUGGUAGAUUUGCAGAAUAAAUUCUCAGAAAAAA